This is a messenger RNA of Micropterus salmoides (largemouth bass), 7280 nucleotides long. RefSeq names its product mannosidase, alpha, class 2A, member 2 (gene man2a2). NCBI's taxonomy places the organism in Eukaryota, Metazoa, Chordata, Actinopteri, Centrarchiformes, Centrarchidae. The transcript has 23 exons. Gene Ontology annotation, biological process: protein deglycosylation; N-glycan processing; mannose metabolic process. Gene Ontology annotation, molecular function: carbohydrate binding; alpha-mannosidase activity. The record is from RefSeq and is a predicted model, not a curated record. Gene Ontology annotation, cellular component: Golgi membrane. The coding region runs from base 1029 to 4487 and encodes 1152 amino acids.
GGAAAAAACAGUCACGUAUUGUCUUAUAUUAUGUCUUGUUGGUGAUCAAGCCAGUACUUGCUGGCCGAUGCUAUCGGCUGUAAGUUAACCGUGUAGCACAGUCUUCUCUCGGAUGCAGAAAGGCAGCUGGGACUGCUGCUCACCUAACGUUAGACUUAUCAGUGAAAUGACAACCCUUAUAAUAACGUUGUCUGAGUCUUGACGCUAGCUCGCAAACCAGUCGAGUUGAUGUGCUGAAGAAGACCCUCUGAUGUGAUUUCAACUUGGCGCUUGUGACCAGAGGAGGACGCACUGCCCAUGCUGCCACAGUAGAUAGGCUGUCACUAUGCUGCUGAGAGAAGAAUGACAUUUGUCUCAUUUUAAUUCCUGGAGCUCCUUCGGGCAGAGUUGAGGCUUGAUUAAAAAGCUGCUGUUCUGAGCCAAGUUGGUCUUUUUUCUCAGCCCGUUUCUUUGCACUGCCGCAACCUAGUGUGCAAACUGUUAUGUGACUGCAGGCCAACUGAGCAAAAGGGACUCCGGCCGUACUGGAGGAUUAGACGGUGCUGUGGGAGUAGGGACUGGACCAGGAGAACAGGCCCACAGCAACACAUCAUGCCGCAGGGACACUAGGCUCCCUGUUUGAGCCCCUUCUGUCUGGCGCUAUUUUUUUCUUUUCCUGCAGUCUCAUCGGUUUGGAUGGUUGAGCACAAGGGCUACUUUGAAGGAGCCCACCGGUGGCUGUGGUUUGGCCCAAGUUGACAGACUAGCUUGCCAGCUAUUGCUUAUUAGGAACCCUUUUCCACUGCUACCACUGCUGUAGCCACCUUUGCUGUGAUCUUCAGUAUGGUGAGUGGAGGCAUCUCAGGAAUGGAACUGAAGCAUUAAUACUGGUGUUGCUGGUUACUUUCCAUCAAUCCCCCCCCCCUCUGCACAGUGACAUAUUGAAUUCUGGGUUUUUUAAGGGCUGUUUUCUCCGUGCUGGAAAAAACAUCACCGUCAAGGUCAUUUUUAAAAUUUAAACACCGGAAAGAAGACCACACAAGAGGAGGAUGAAGCUGAGGAAGCAGGUGACGGUGUGUGGAGGGGCCAUAUUCUGUGUGGCUGUAUUCUCACUGUAUCUGAUGUUGGAUCGAGUCCAGCAUGACCCUGCAAGACGACAGAGUGGCGGGAACUUUCCACGGAGCCAAAUCUCAGUUCUGCAGAACCGGAUAGAGCAGCUGGAGCAACUCCUGGAGGAAAACCACCAAAUCAUCAGCCACAUAAAGGACUCUGUGAUGGAGCUCACAGACACAGGAGCCGUGUCUCCCAGUGGCCACCUGCCAUUCAGAAGUGCCAAUGGUUCCUGGGUCUUACCCUUUGAUGGCCGCCCUACUUUCCUUGCUGUCAAGCCCCAGGAUUGCCAAUUUGCUGUAGGCAGCCGAGGUCAAGCAGAUGUUCAGAUGCUGGAUGUGUACUCCCUCCUCAAGUUCGACAACCCUGAUGGUGGCGUAUGGAAACAGGGCUUUGACAUUACUUAUGAACCCGAAGAGUGGGACAAUGAACCGCUGCAAGUGUUUGUGGUCCCACACUCCCACAAUGAUCCAGGGUGGAUCAAGACUUUUGACAAGUACUUCACAGACCAGACGCAACACAUUUUAAACAACAUGGUGGUGAAGUUGGCCGAAGAUCCUCGCAGGAAGUUCAUCUGGUCUGAGAUUUCAUUCUUCUCCAAGUGGUGGGAGACUGCAGACAUACACAAGCAGGAGGCUAUGCGCAAAUUGAUCCUUGGAGGGCAGCUAGAGAUUGUGACAGGAGGCUGGGUGAUGACCGACGAAGCCAACGCUCAUUACUUUGCCAUGAUAGACCAGCUCAUAGAAGGACACCAAUGGCUGGAGAGAAACCUGGGUGUAACUCCUCGCAGUGGGUGGGCGGUAGACCCUUUUGGACACAGUGCUACAAUGCCCUAUCUGCUGAAGAAGGCCAACCUGACCAGCAUGCUCAUCCAGAGAAUCCACUACUCCAUCAAAAAACACUUUGCCUCCAUUCGCAGCCUGGAGUUUAUGUGGAGGCAGGCCUGGGACACUGGGUCGAGCACAGACAUCUUUUGCCACAUGAUGCCAUUCUACAGCUACGACGUGCCUCACACCUGUGGGCCCGACCCGAAGAUCUGCUGCCAGUUUGAUUUCAAAAGGUUACCUGGUGGUCGGAUAAACUGCCCAUGGAAAGUGCCACCAAAAACAGUGGUGGAGGCCAACGUAGCAGAGAGGGCAAACCUGCUCCUGGAUCAGUACCGUAAAAAGUCCAAACUCUACCGCAGCAAGGUACUUCUUGUCCCUCUGGGAGAUGACUUUCGCUACGACAAGGCCCUGGAAUGGGAUCAGCAGUACAUCAACUACCAGAAGCUGUUUGACUACAUGAAUUCUCACCCAGAGAUGCACGUACAAGCUCAGUUUGGGACUCUCACAGACUACUUCAACGCCGUAUACAAAGCACACGGAGUGGCUCAGGGAUCCAGACCUGCAGACUACCCCGUGCUCAGUGGAGACUUCUUUGCCUAUGCAGACCGUGAAGACCACUACUGGACUGGCUAUUUCACCUCUCGCCCCUUUUACAAGAGCCUGGACCGUGUGAUAGAGUCACACCUCAGGGGGGCAGAGAUCCUCUACAGCCUGGCGGUUGCGAACGCCAGGCACGCGGGUAUGGAAGGGCGCUACCCUGUCUCAGAUUAUGCCCUGCUAGUUGAUGCGAGGCGGUCUGUCGGCCUGUUCCAACAUCAUGAUGCCAUCACUGGCACUGCGAAGGAGAAUGUUGUCAUUGACUACGGCACUAAAUUACUGCGCUCACUCAUCGGUCUGAAGAGAGUAAUCAUCAAUGCUGCUCAUUUCCUGGUCAUGAAGAACAAGGAGUUUUAUCGCUUUUACCAAACGGAGCCCUUCCUGGAGACGGAUGACAGGCGCGCCACUCAAGACUCUCUGCCUCAGCGCACUUUAAUCGAGCUGGACCCAGCAGGGCCGAGGUACCUGGUUCUGUUCAACUCUAUCGAGCAGGAGCGGCUGUGUGUGGUGACUGUGUUGGUCAACACAGUCAGGAUGCGGGUGCUUACUGAGGACGGACAGACCCUGCCUGUGCAGCUGAGUGCGCAGUGGAGCUCUGCUAGUCAAAUGAGCGCGGAGGUAUUUGAGGCAACAUUCAUGGUUCGUCUGCCGCCCCUGGGUCUGGCCGUGUUCCAUCUGUAUGACUCUGCUGACUCGCCGAUGACGCUCCGCUCCGACACCCUGCUCAGGCUGUCUGGUCGGGGCGCCAGUGCUCGAGCGGCGGAUCCGCUUCCCGUCCGCUCUCAGCAGUCCGACCCUCAGACCUUCUACAUCAGCAGCCAGUCUCUCACGCUGGGUUUCUCUGGAACCAGCGGCCUGCUGGAGAGUAUCAAGCGCAAGGAUGAUCCUCAGGAAGUGAAGGUUCAAAUGCAGUUCAUGGUCUACAGCACUCGUCCCUCCAAAGACAAAAGUGGAGCUUAUCUCUUCCUACCUGAUGGAAAAGCAAAGCCCUACAACCAGAAAGAGCCACCUGUGGUGCGCGUCGUGGAGGGGCCUCUCUUCUCUGAGGUGGUGGCACACUACCAACAUUUUCAGCAGACCAUCCGCGUAAACAACAUUCCAGGGGUGGAUGGGUCGUCGAUAGACAUCACCACCAUGGUGGACAUCAGAGAUCAGACUAAUAAGGAGCUGGCAAUGCGACUGGUCACUGACAUCCAGAGUGGAGACGAGUUCUUCACAGACCUCAAUGGCUUCCAGAUGCAGCCUCGUCACCACCACCUAAAGCUUCCCCUGCAGGCCAACUUCUAUCCCAUGCCCAGCCAGGCGUACAUCCAGGACAGCAAUCACCGCCUCACGCUGCACACAGCUCAGUCUCUGGGUGUCAGCAGCCUGGAGAGUGGCCAGCUUGAAGUGAUUAUGGACCGGCGGCUGAUGCAAGAUGAUAAUCGUGGGCUGGGUCAGGGCCUGAAGGACAACAAGAAGACAGCCAACCGCUUCCGACUGCUGCUGGAGAGGAGAUCCAUGGGCAACAAGAUGAUGGACAGUGCGACAAAUAGCUUCCCGUCUAUACUCAGUCACAUGACCAACUCUUUCUUGAACCACGAGGUCUUGGCGCUGCCCGUCCUGCCCAAAAGACGAGGCGUCCCUCCUCUGCAAACCUUCGCCCCUCUCAAGUCCAUCCUGCCCUGCGACUUCCACCUGCUGAACCUGCGCAGCAUCCAGAGCCAGCAGGAUCCUAACUCUCCGUCUCCAUACACUGCCUUGAUUCUUCACCGUCUGGCGCUGGACUGUAGCCUGGAGGCCCAGAACCUGGGCUUCAACUGCACCACUACACAAGGACAGCUGAGUGUAUCGGGACUGUUCAAGAACCUUGACCUGCAGCUGCUCCAGCCCGUGUCCCUGACUCUGAUGCACUCUAGCACGCCUCUGGCCAACGACUCCACCAUCAGCCUGGACCCCAUGGAGAUCUCCGCCUUCAAGCUCAAACUGCGCUAAGAGUCACCCGGACUAGAAAAGCCAAUAGAAACCCACCAGACUCCAGAAGAACCAGGCCCAUGCCGGCCAUAGACUGGCAACAGAGGGGUUUGGGGGUCUCUCUGUUUUGUCAAGCAGAACCACAAACACUACAGCUCGGAGAAGAAUGUUCCACUGUAACAGGACUGACUGCACAGCAGGGGGCAGAUGAUAGCUGUUACUGUGGACGUCUCCGAGUGCAGGGAAAACCCGUGUGAACCAGCAGCUGUUCCAAAACAAGAAAGACUGCCAGAAUCGCUCAUCAGAUACAACCGGGUAUCUGUUUGUCUCUAUAAUUGAAAAAUGAAAUCUCAUUUAGUUCUGCUUUGUAAGAACUCGUGUCUUUUUCUAUCUUUGCUCCAUCCUGGACUGGACUACUGAAUGUAAAUAUCCCAAAUGACAGGGGUGCAGGGGACUCGUGCCACAUCAGAGUGCAAUUUACAAAGCUUUAUUUGGUGUAUGGGUUUAUUAUUUUCAUUUUUAUGUUCUCAGUGAAGACGACGCACAUCACAGCGAGUUUGUUUUUGUACCUGUCAGUCUAACGCUGGCUGCAGCCCAUUUUUAUUUUCGUUUCGACAGACUCGAAUGCAGCAAAGCGAAUGUGUGGUCUCUUCAUCUCAACUCGCGAGGAGACCCAAGCAGCGGCUCUUCUAAGCUAUCAUAUGUCUGAGUCCAAGACUUCCACUACGCGAUAACAAUGUGAUCAUUAAUCAUAUCGGAGGACUGUUUACCUUCUGUUUGCUUUUUGCUUGUAGAUAGUCCAAAGACUUUCCUUUCUUUCACUUCUUUGUCCCUCCUUGAUCUUCCUCUCUGCUGAUGAGAAAAUGGUGGAAGCUGUGUGCAUUUCAAAGCCCCUGUCCGUCAUUCCUGCGCUUGUACUUCACUGCUGGGAGGGCAGUUUUGUUUACCAUGCUGUAUGCAGUAGAAGACUAGACAAAGACUAUACCUCAUAUAUAUACCAUACGGCAGAUAUAUCAGUAUGUGUGUGUGUGUGUGUCUGUAGAGUAUGUCGAUGUGAAUAUUUGGGUCAGGGGUUUUUGUUUUUGGGUGUAUUGAGCUUACAGAGUACACUAUCAGGGACUGUUCAUAGUACUGUGAGGUAUCAUCGAUCAGUUUGGGUGUCUGUGUCAGUGGGCCAAAGGGAGCUUCCCAUUGAAGGUUGGAACAUAAAUUUAAAGGGUUCGUUCACACCAAAUUGCUAAAAUAGACACAUUUUGUUCGGUGGUAUCGGGCUAUGCAGAUAAUUUUGCUUUUGAGAUAUCCGUCUAGAGGUGCUACUGAUGAUUGUUUUCAUUGUUGAUGAACUGCUAAGUCGAUAAAAUAAUAGAAAAUAGUGGGGAAAACAAGCUCAUUACAAUUUCACCGAGCUCAAGUCUAUGUCUUUUUAAUGACUUGUUUUGUACAAACGGCAACCCAGAGAUUCUUCAAAUGUUUUUUUUUAACCUAAAAGUAGCACAUGCUCAUUUGAGAAGCAGAAAUCAGACAAUAUUUGGCAUUUCUCCCUGUUGAAUGCUUCCAGACGAUCAGAAUUGUUGUUGUCUUUUGAUCAUUUCAGCACAGUACAUCUGUCUCUGAGAUUUCUGCCACUUUCCCAAUACAUUGAAGCUGAAUGGAAUUUAAUCUUUGGCGCUCAGUGCAUUUAAUAUCUUUAUUUAAGUCGCUCUGGAUAAUCCACAGAUCUCGCCGUGAAGCAGUUUCCCUGGUACUACUUUCUACUAGGAAAGGAGCUGUGCACCAAUGCCAUGCUACAUACUAAUUCUAAGCAUUUUGAGCAUGGAGUGUGUUCACACUGGAGAAGUGAUAAGAUUCCCAGCAUUGAUAAAGAUGCUUGAGUCUUGAGUGUGCUGUUGAUAUACACUGUUGAACAAAGGAGACGGAGGAGCUGCUCACGGCUGAUCAAAAAAUUAAAACAAAUUGGAUGCUGGUAUAACAGCUCCAGGAAGGUUUUUUUUUUUUUUUUUUUUUUUUUUUUUAAACCAGGAUGGCAUGACCCUGAUUGGCUUACCGUGAUAUUCUUACCCUAACCAAUCUCAAUCCUGCCUAAACCAAACUAACCCAACCACUGAAGGCAACGAGCACCAAAUCUUCGGUUGUGAGUGCUGAGUAAAAUUCCACCUGCCUCCAUUGGUGGUAGAAAUCUCUGUAUAUAUGUAUCUGUAAUUUGGGUGAACUGACCCUUUUUAAGAUCAACGUAUCAAACCAUACACAGGGAUCCUCAAAGAAGAAAAUGUUUCUUCAAAUGAGCUGCAGUUUUUAAAUAAUUUCAGCUCCACAGUGCUUUUUAUCCUGAGGCCGUCUCGAGGCACUCAGCCUUUUCUGGUGUGUCUGCCUCCACAGCAGCUGUGGAGGAUGUUGUCACCUGUGUCCAAAGCUGAGGCCCGACGUCUCACAGUCCACCAGUGUCACACUUUGUACUGCACCGCCAUCUCACCCUGCCCCCACUGUGUCCCAACACUUUAUCCGCUUCACUUUCCACAGGAGGUCUGCUGCUUUGUUGCUCUGCUCUGCCGACAUGCCAUUGUACCAGUACAUGUGCUUCCUCUCUCAGUGCGAGCACUGCAGAUCUCUCCCCCCCCCCCCGGUGAACAUUCCUGUGUGUCCGAGUCUCUGUAUAAGAGUGUCUCUUUCUUUUUUUUAAAUGUGAUAUCUGUAGCGCUGUUUUUGUUUGUUAAGAGGUAAUAUAUGAAGGCAAGGUCUCGUCUGUAUUUGUUUAUUCAUGAUGGAUUAGAACAGAAGAGAUGGGCUGUGAAAUAAAGAUCAAAACACAAAGCUUUU